Messenger RNA from Triplophysa dalaica, 2799 nucleotides. RefSeq names its product sodium- and chloride-dependent creatine transporter 1. The transcript has 14 exons. Gene Ontology annotation, cellular component: membrane. The record is from RefSeq and is a predicted model, not a curated record. Gene Ontology annotation, biological process: sodium ion transmembrane transport. The coding region runs from base 390 to 2351 and encodes 653 amino acids. Lineage: Eukaryota; Metazoa; Chordata; Actinopteri; Cypriniformes; Nemacheilidae.
CCGGGGUGCUGAGAGCGGGGCGCUGAUGAUUUCAUCCACCGAACCCGGCGCAACAUCACACCUGCUUUUCCAAUAAACCACUGGAGUAGAACGGCGGAUUCCUCAAGACUCACUAUUCUUAUCGUUUAACCAACACCCAUGCGAUUCUUCAGGCUUACCUUCAAGUGCUUCGUCGACUGCUUUUGAGACCCUCAUAUUUCUCCGUCUGUUUUUGGCGCACUUUAAUUAUCACAAUAAAGAGCUUAAUCUUAUCAACCUGGUGUCGACGAUACAUACUAUAAAACGGACAAAACCUCCGCAGAACCGCGAAAUAUAAUCAUUUAACCAAACGCGAAAAACCGUUAUUUGCGAAUUGACAGGCGCGCGCGGCGCUCCUGCUGGCCAGCGGCAUGUCGCCCGAAGAUCACUUCACCAGUGAUGAAGGAUCGUGUCAAGAUGAUUCUCAGGAGGAUGCAGAAGUCGGCCGCCCUCUGGUGUCAGAGGCAGAGGUGUCAAACACACAGGCGAGUGAGCCGAGUGUCUGCUCGGCUCUCGUGGAUGCAGGCGAUCCCACUGCAGAACUGGGCCAUUCAGAUCGACAGACAUGGAGCAGACAGAUGGACUUUAUCAUGUCCUGUGUGGGAUUUGCUGUUGGCCUUGGAAACGUCUGGAGAUUUCCAUAUCUCUGUUAUAAGAAUGGAGGAGGUGUGUUUCUAAUCCCCUACAUUUUGAUGGUGUUUUUCGGAGGCAUUCCAGUAUUCUUCCUCGAAAUCGCACUGGGUCAGUUCAUGAAAAAGGGUGGUGUCGCCACAUGGAACAUCGCUCCUCUUUUUAAAGGGCUUGGUCUGGCAUCGAUGGUGAUUGUGUUCUUCUGCAACACCUACUAUAUCAUGGUUCUGGUAUGGGGCCUGUACUUUUUGCUUCACUCUUUUACUUCUCCUCUGCCGUGGGCCUCGUGUGGACAGGAGUGGAACACAGUCAACUGUACCACCAACUUCAGUCGCGUGUGUGUCAAUCAAUCAAUGUCCUUAUACGCUCUCAAUGUGUCCUCCGUCAACACCAGCGCAAACUGCCUGGAGCCUACGGGCCUGAUAUCAUCUGUCAAUGAAUUCUGGGAGCGUAAAGUGCUCCGUCUGUCUGGCGGUUUGGAUGAAUUAGGUGACAUCAGUGGUCAUAUGGUGUUGUGCCUGCUUGUUACAUGGGUCAUUGUGUACUUCUGUAUCUGGAAGGGUGUUAAGUCCACUGGCAAGGUUGUGUAUUUUACAGCUCUGUUUCCAUACCUGGUCCUGGUGGUUUUGUUCGUUCAUGGCGUCUCAUUGCCAGGAGCUGUUAAUGGUAUUAUUUACUACCUGAAGCCAGACUGGAGCAAACUGUCACAUCCACAGAUAUGGAUCGACGCUGCCACACAGAUUUUCUUUUCGUACGCAAUUGGUCUGGGGGCUCUCACUGCGCUCGGGAGCUACAACCGCUUCAACAACAACUGUUACCAAGAUGCAUUCAUUCUGGCUCUUAUAAAUAGCGGCACAAGCUUUUUCGCAGGGUUCGUCGUCUUCUCAGUUCUGGGGUUUAUGGCAGCAGAACAGGGAGUUAACAUCAGUAAUGUGGCAGAAAGUGGUCCUGGUUUAGCAUUUAUUGCCUAUCCAAAAGCAGUAUCGCUCAUGCCGUUAGCUCCAUUCUGGGCGGUACUCUUCUUCCUCAUGCUGCUGGUGCUGGGAUUGGACAGUCAGUUUGUAGGUGUUGAAGGUUUUAUCACCGGAAUUAUGGACAUGCUGCCCCCCAAAUCCUUCCUGGGAUCUCUGCGUCGGGAAAUCAUUGUGGCGAUAUGCUGUUUCACCUGUUUCAUUAUUGAUUUUUCCAUGUUAACAGAGGGAGGGAUGUAUGUUUUUCAGUUGUUUGAUUAUUACUCUGCCAGUGGAAUUACUUUGCUCUGGCAAGCCUUCUGGGAGUGUGUGGUGGUGGCCUGGGUAUAUGGUGCCGACCGCUUUAUGGACGACGUGGCCCGUAUGAUCCGCUAUCGGCCUCUACCGUAUAUGAAGUGGUGCUGGUCUUACAUCACACCUGCAGUGUGCAUGGGUGUUUUCUUGUUUCACUUGAUCAACUACAAGCCAUUAGUGUAUAAUUCUGUGUACGUCUACCCAUGGUGGGGUGAGAUGCUGGGCUGGUUUCUCGCACUCUCAUCGAUGCUCUGUAUACCUCUCACCGUCCUCUUCAAACUUCUGCACUGCAAAGGAACUCUUAUGGAGCGUUGGCAGCACCAGACCACCCCCAUCUGGGGGAGACAUCACCUCGAAUUCCUUCCACCUGAGAACGAAGCCAGAUUUCUACCAAAGCCAGAAGAAAAUAAAACCAUACUCUUUGAAAGUGUCAUUUAGUACCCCCAAAAACACAUGUUCCACAUUGCAAAUCACUCAGAUACAACUGCUUUACAUCCCAGAAAGCAAAGGCACACACACGCAGAAGGAAAGUGCAAUUAAAUGACUUUAUUACAUGGACGAGAAUCAUUGAACUCCAAUUUAUCCCACAGCAUCCAUGCCAUUAGCCUACACAGUGUUAUACGAAUACAGCACUUAAGCUCAGUCUAGCACAUCAGUGUCUGGGCAUAUCAACUAACGCAAUGCUGAUUCCAUCUCCAUCCUCAAUGCAUUCAUAAGGGCCGGUAAAUCCGUGUGGCUCAUGUGCAACAAACGUAUAUAUAACAGUGUCAAAUACUCUGAUUAAUUUUGUGUGUUCAGUUUUACUUGUUUGUGUAUGCCCUACAUCAUAAGCACUUGAGAUCUUACAGUGUUGUGCAAAAAUUAUUAAAACAACUUUCAGAACCAA